Corticium candelabrum is the source of this 2811-nucleotide messenger RNA. RefSeq names its product CUB and sushi domain-containing protein 3-like. The transcript has 17 exons. NCBI's taxonomy places the organism in Eukaryota, Metazoa, Porifera, Homoscleromorpha, Homosclerophorida, Plakinidae. The record is from RefSeq and is a predicted model, not a curated record. The coding region runs from base 42 to 2648 and encodes 868 amino acids.
UUAAAUUACGCAUUCUGCAGCAGUUGUCUAUAGUCAACAAGAUGAAUAGUCUUCUGUCGUUUGCUGUAGUUGUGUGCCUUUCUACUGUUUUUGCACAAGGUCCCUACAACAAUGGUUGUUCUUACUUGAGUGAUCCUGCAAAUGGUGAGGUGUCUGUGUUGUACAACGUUGCCACCUACUCCUGCAACCGGGGUUAUCAGUUGCGUGGUGAUGCAAAGAGAACUUGUGUCUACACUGAGUGGAAGGGCACAGAGCCGACUUGUCUACCAGUUUGUCCUGUUCUUGGAGAUCCCCGAAAUGGUGGAGUUAGUGUGUCUGCAUAUGGUACUACUGCUACUUACUCAUGCGACAGAGGCUACAAACUCGAAGGAAACAAACAGAGAACUUGUUCUUAUGGUGUGUGGUCAGGGUCAGAACCACACUGUAAGAAAGAGUGUCCCAACCUUAGCAAUCCUACAUAUGGUGAAGUGACAGUUGCAUAUAAUGUGGCCACCUACUCAUGUCGAAAUGGAUACAAGCUCAAGGGAGAUAAAAGGAGAACAUGUUCAUAUGGUGUGUGGUCAGGUUCUGAACCCUGUUGUGAGAAAUUGUGUCCCAAGCUUGCCAAUCCCACAAAUGGUGAAGUGACAGUUGCAUAUAAUGGAGCUACUGGUUCAUGUCAGUAUGGCGGUGUGGCUACUUACUCAUGUCGGUCGGGAUACAAGCUCAAGGGAAAUAGAAAGAGAACUUGUUCAUAUGGUAGGUGGUCAGGAUCUCAACCUCGCUGUGAAAAAUUGUGCCCUGAGCUUCGUGAUCCUGCACAUGGUGAAGUGAAUGUUGCAUAUAAUGUAGCCACCUACUCAUGUGAUAGAGGGUACCAACUCAAGGGAAAUAAAAGGAGAACUUGCUCAUAUGGUGUGUGGUCAGGCUCACAACCAGAGUGUGUGUGUCCCAAGCUUAGCGAUCCUGCAUAUGGUGAAGUGACAGUUGCAUACGACGUGGCUACUUACUCAUGUCAGUAUGGAUACAAACUGAAAGGAGAUAAAAAGAGAACUUGUUCAUAUGGUGUGUGGUCAGGAUCACAACCACGCUGUGAAAAAUUGUGUCCCAAGCUUAGUAAUCCUGCAUAUGGUGAAGUAGAUGUUGCUUAUAAUGUGGCCACUUACUCAUGUCAAUAUGGAUACAAACUGAAGGGAGAUGAACAGAGAACGUGUUCCAAUGGUGUGUGGUCAGGAUCUGAGCCAUCUUGUUUCAAAUUGUGUCGUACACUUGCAAAUCCUAGAUAUGGUAAGGUCAGAGCUUCAUACAAUUCAGCUUUCUACUUGUGCAACUCCGGAUACGAGCUCAAGGGAAACGUAUGGAGGGUUUGCAAGAAUGGUGAAUGGACAGGAGAAGAGCCGUACUGUAGAAGAAAAUGUCCUAAGCUUACCGAUCCUGCACAUGGUGAAGUGACAGUUGUAUAUGAUGUGGCCAAUUACUCAUGUGACUAUGGAUACUACCUCAAGGGAAAUGAAAAUCGAAACUGUUCAUAUGGUGUGUGGUCAGGGUCACAACCAAACUGCGAAAAAUUGUGUCCAGAGCUCAGCAGUCCUGCAUACGGCACAGUAACAGUUGGAUAUAAUGUGGCUACUUACUCAUGCCGGUAUGGAUACAAACUGAAAGGAGAUAAAAAGAGAACUUGUUCAUACGGUAGGUGGACAGGGUCUCAACCUCGCUGUGAAAAAUUGUGCCCUGAGCUUCGUGAUCCUGCACACGGUGAAGUGAAUGUUGCAUAUAAUGUAGCCAUCUACUCAUGUGAUAGAGGGUACCAACUCAAGGGUAGUAACAGGAGAACUUGUGAAUAUGGUGUGUGGUCAGGCUCACAACCAGAGUGUGUGUGUCCCAAGCUUAGCAAUCCUGCAUAUGGUGAAGUGACAGUUGCAUACGACGUGGCUACUUACUCAUGUCGGUAUGGAUACAAACUCAAGGGAAAUAAGAAGAGAUCAUGUUCAUAUGGUGUGUGGUCAGGGUCACAACCAAAGUGUGAAAAAUUGUGUCCAGAGCUCAGCAGUCCUGCAUAUGGCGAAGUAACAGUUGGAUACAAUGUGGCUACUUACUCAUGCCAGUAUGGAUACAAACUGAAAGGAGAUAAAAAGAGAACUUGUUCAUAUGGUGUGUGGUCAGGUUCAGAGCCAUCUUGUGUAAAAGAGUGUCGUCAGCUUGCAAAUCCAGCAUAUGGUCAAGUGAGUAUCACAUACAACGAAGCUACUUACUCAUGUGACUAUGGAUACAAACUCAACGGAAACAAGAAACGAACUUGCAGUGCAUAUGGUGUGUGGUCAGGGUCAGAGCCAUCUUGUGAUGAAAGUUGUGAUGAACUGGUUAAUCCUGUUUAUGGCUCAGUUCAAGUAUCAGGCGACACAGCUACCUAUCGAUGUAUUUAUGGUUACAGACUUGUGGGAAGCAAUACUAGAACAUGCGUUUAUGGAAGCUGGGAUGGGUAUCAGCCUCAUUGUGUAAAAGAUUGUUUGUAUCCUGGUAGUCCGAGAUAUGGUCAUGCAGAAGUUGAGAAUGAUCGUGUGACCUACCAUUGUGACAAGGGAUAUGUUCUACAGGGUCAGAAAUAUCGAGACUGCAGGGAUGGACGAUGGCGUGGACAGGAACCUCGCUGUACCAUUUCUUAUAAUUGAGUGAUUGCAAGAGGCUUGUAUAGGCUGGAUUGAUUGAAUUUGCAGUCAAGUAGUUUGUUGGUUGAAGAGUUUUGACUUCAGUUUUGAUUUACUCAAUAUUCUCGAUUAUCUUGUAGCUAGUGUAGUUGCCCCAAUACAAAUUGAUGGCAUCAUAUCAUGCAAA